AUGACUGAGCUUGGUGCAUCUGUCUUGAAUGUUCAUCUGGUAUCUGUUACUUUUGGAAGUGAGAAUUGUCCUUUUAAGUUUACACGCAGGAACAAGUAUGAAGAAUGCUUAAAUAGAUGUGAGGAUGAUAGGUUUGAGCUGGAUAUGUGGUUAGAGAUUGCAACUUUAACUGUCAAGAGAGUGGAGGAGUUACUAGAGAAAAUCCACUCUCACAAAAUUGAGCCAGAAAUCAAUAUUCGAAUUGAAGACCACUUUACUUCUCAAGACUUGAGAUGUCUAGAACAGUUGUAUGGUGACUAUGGACUGCAUGUUGUUGAUAUUCUACGUGAGAACGUGAGUGCUUCAUUGCCUGUCAUAUUGACUCGUUUAAAGCAGAAGCUAGAGGAAGGGUUAAGAAUGCGAGCAGACCUUCAAAAUGAUUGGGCUGAAGUUUUCGUCAAGAACCAUUCAAGAGCACUUGACCACCGUAGGUUCUAUUUUAAGCAGCAAGAUCCAAAGACCCUGAGUUUCAAAGCUUUGUUGGCUGAAUGUAAACUACUAAAUGAGAAAAUGGAUGAGAACAAUCAUCUCAAGAGUGCUGCUGGGAAUGGACAUAUUAUAUCUAAUAUGGUAUUUGAAUAUACAGACACAGAAAUCCAUGAUGUACUGUACAAAAUUAUUACGUUAUCAAGUGUUGAAAAUUGCACCUCAAAGGAUGAGCUGGACAAGAUCAUGAAGGUAUGGACAACAUUUGUGGAGCCAAUGUUUGGAGUUUUUUCACGGCUCCAGGACACUGAAAUUAACAAAGAAACUAUGAAACAUGAUUAUAAAGGUAGUGUGUCAUCCUCAUGGCAAAGCCAUGGUGCUCCUUGUGCUAGAGGUUUUUCAACACAUCUCAAAUCUGGUUACCUUUUCAACCCAUCUGUUCCUCAACUUGGAAAAGAAAAUCUUAAGAAUUUUGAGGGAUCUCAGAAUCGUAAGUCUAUUGCGCACAGGACAUGUGGUGAACAACUAGAAAUUUUUGAUGAAGUUUAUCAAUACAAUGAACUUGCUGCCAUUUGUAAUUGUGAAGAUGGAAGAGAAGAUGGUGAAUUGUCACCUGAAGUACAUUUUGAAGAGAAUAGCCUUUUAGAUCUUGAAGGUACUGUGAUUGACAAAGUUGAAGUUAAGGAUGGUCCAGAAGGCAAACAAUAUCAAGUAUGUCCUGGAGAAUCGAUGUGUGAUGUUGAGGCAGAGGCGAAGACCAAAGUGGAUGAUGUUGAUGCUGUUAAUGAUGGUGAUGAAAGUUCCUCAAGGCAUUUGAGGAACAGCCCAAAUUUAUCUGAGACAGUUGUAGAUGCAUCUAACAAUCAAUGUGAUGAUGUUGGUUAUGAUGUCCAGGAAUCCUCUCAUGAACAUGAUGGGGAAGAGGAAGGUAUAGAUCAUGACGCCAAGAGUGACGAAAUGUCUGUUUUAGACAUUUUUGAGGGAAUUUGUCAUCCAAAAAUGACAAAACCUCUUACUGAGCGUGCACCUAGAGUAUUACAUCACAAAGACAGACGAUCAAGGAUCUUCUAUGGCAAUACUUCAUUCUAUUUGCUCUUUAGAUUUCACCAGAUAUUGUAUGAGAGGAUACUCUCUGCUAAAACCAAUUCAUCAGCAGCUGAGAUACAAUUGAGAACACUGAAGAAUACAGGCCUUCCUAGUUUUUACGCCAAAUUUAAAGAAUCACUUUACAGAUUUCUUAACCAUUCUAUUGAUAAAUCAAAGUUUGAAGAUGACUGCUAUACUUUUGUUGGGCCUCAAUCAUAUUUGCUUUCUACAUUGAACAUUUUGAUAUCUAAACUCGUGAAACAGCUACAAGCAGUUGCAUCAAAUGAGAUGGACAAUAGGUUUUUUCAGCUCUAUGCAUAUGAAAAUUCAAGAGGACCAGGGAGAUUCAGUGAUUUGGUUUAUCUCCAAAAUGCUUGUGUCAUUCAUGAUGGGGACAUUUUCCGAUUUGAAUGUUCUCUAAACCCUACACGGUUAUCAAUCCAGUUGGUGGAACAUGCCUGUAAAGAAAGUGACUCAACUAAUAUUUCUCCAGGCUCUGAUUUUGCAGAUUACUUGUAUAAUGGUUUCCUUAAAAGUGUUCCAGAUAUAAAGGAAAUGAGCAAUGUUUUUCUACGGAGGAAUAUGCGUAAGUGUAAUUGUGAUGAUGAACAUUCUGCAACUUGCGAGGCCAUGAGUAAGAUUCAGAUGAUCAACGGUCUGCAAUGCAGGAUGCUCAGUUCUUCUCAGGCACUAAUCUCAAGAUUUAACUAA
Molecule: messenger RNA, 2262 nt
Organism: Musa acuminata AAA Group (dessert banana)
Lineage: Eukaryota; Viridiplantae; Streptophyta; Magnoliopsida; Zingiberales; Musaceae
Product: paired amphipathic helix protein Sin3-like 4
Exons: 10
Coding region: 1-2262 (753 amino acids)
Biological process (GO): negative regulation of transcription by RNA polymerase II
Cellular component (GO): histone deacetylase complex; chromatin
Molecular function (GO): transcription corepressor activity
Source: RefSeq, a predicted model, not a curated record